UAUGUUUUUUGACUAGCUGGAAAUGGCGUCUCUUGGCUUCGAACCGUUCUAACUUUAUCGCACAAUAAUAAACAUAACAAUAUACACAGCUAUUAUCCCAUAACAUGGGGAGAAACUUUACUGGGAGGUUUUGGACGCUCUAGUUGGGAAGCAUUACUGUGACCGCUGCAACUAAAAGGAGUUAAAUCGCGGAGAGAAUAAUGGAGGAUUCUCAUACACGGUACAGCAAGCGCCUGCGUACGCGAACACAGCGCCGCUAUCAGGACGAUGGAAUCUCCGAUGAUGAAAUUGAAGGAAAGCGAAUGUUUGACCUGGAUGAAAAGCUGGAGUGUGAGAGAUUCGGCAGUGACUUGAUCAAACACAUGGAGGGUAAAGAAUUCACAUUUGAAUACAUCCAGAGGGAAGGACUCAGGGAUCCCAUUAUCUUCAAGACUACUGAUGGCCUUGGCAUGCAAAUGCCAGAUCCGGAUUUUAGCGUGAGUGAUGUCAAGUUGUUUGUUGGUAGUCGACGUAUUGUAGACGUUAUGGAUGUGAACACCCAGAAAGGAAUUGAGAUGUCGAUGGCUCAGUGGCGACGGUACUAUGAGACGCCACCAUCAGAAAGAGAAAAACUCUACAAUGUCAUCAGUCUAGAGUUCAGUCACACCAGACUGGAAAACCUGGUGAAACGGCCUGCUUCGGUGGACCUUAUUGACUGGGUGGACAACAUGUGGCCCCGUCAUAUCAAGGAGAGGCAGAGGGACUCCACCAAUGCCAUCAUAGACAUGCACUAUCCCAAAGUACAGAAGUACUGUCUCAUGAGUGUGCAGGGCUGCUUCACAGAUUUCCACAUUGACUUUGGAGGCACUUCCGUCUGGUACCACAUUCUGAGAGGAGGAAAGGUGUUCUGGCUGAUUCCACCCUCACCACAGAACCUGGAGAUGUAUGAGAACUGGGUUUUAUCAGGAAAACAGGGAGACAUCUUCUUGGGGGAUAAGUGCCAUGACUGUCAAAGGAUAGAGCUCCAUCAAGGGAACACCUUUGUCAUCCCAUCAGGGUGGAUCCAUGCUGUGUACACACCAGAGGACACAUUGGUGUUUGGGGGGAAUUUCCUCCACAGCUUUAACAUCCCGAUGCAGCUCAACAUCUACACCAUUGAGGAUCGCACACGGGUGCCAGCAAAGUUCAGGUACCCGUUUUACUAUGAGAUGUGCUGGUACGUCCUGGAGAGAUACCUUUACUGUCUGACAGACAUCUCGCACCUCACCCCUGAGUUCAAGAAGUACUCCCUCGGUAUAGGCUUAACACCAGCUGACCUCGAAAACAAUGCCUACACUGGUAAUGGUGCUUCCAAUGAAGAUGACACUGAUGAUGAAAAUGAGGAUAUCAAGAUCAAGGAGGAAGAUGCCGAAGAAGAAAAACCAAUCCAAGUUAGCAAACCCCGGCCCGUGCUGACCCCCUUUGAGCUUGAAGGACUGUGGAACCUUUUAGGAAAACUGGAGGAGCUGCCGAGCCACAAAAAGUGCGUCCCUGAAGGAAUUGCGAAUGCUGCAGGCCUGCUUGAGGACAUGAGGGCUGUUCUGACAGAUUGUGCCGAUGACAGCCCUAAGCUAGCCUACACUGGAGAGCCCAUAGUCAGAUGGCCUGAAAGGCCAUCAUGGUACCAGCCUCCCACUCCUCCUACACCUGUUCUUUACCGUCCUCGCUUGGGACCCACCCUCCACAAGCCUCUGGGUCAGAAGACCAAACGGUCUUCCAUCUCCGCCUUGAGACGGAGACGGGUGAGGUGCAAGCGCUGUGCUGCCUGCUGCAGGAAGGAGUGUGGCAACUGCCAGUACUGCCAUGACAUGAGGAAGUUCGGUGGACCUGGGCGCAUGAAGAAGAGCUGCGUCAUGCGACAGUGUCUAGCACCUGCGUUACCGAACACAGCACGAUGUGCCAUAUGUGGAGAGGGGGAGUCAGAUGAAGCAAAUCCAAUCACUCACACCCUCAUGGAGUGCUCUGUCUGUUCAGAAAUCGCCCAUCGACAAUGCAUUAAGGAACCUGGUGAGGGGAAGAUCAAUAAGGACUUACCGAGUUGUUGGGAGUGUCCCAAAUGUUACCAAGGAAAAGAUUCAGCAUCAGAGUCUUCCAGCGAUGAGGAAAGUGAAGAGUCAGAAGGCUCAACCUCCUUGCCACAGUCCAAACUUUCAUACAGGGAAGGAAUUGGUGUUGGUGAAGAGGCGGGUCCAGCAAAACGUAGCAGACCCCAAGGCCGGCCAACAGCACCACCGCCUUCUCAGAAACUGCUACUACAGCAUCAACAGAGCCGCAAACGAGCAACUGAACUUCAGCUCAGAUAUAAAAAGAGACUGAAACUGGAUCGGGUCAAAAUGUUAACAAAAUCGUCAUCUCUAGCUCAUUCCCCGAGGCUGCUGGGCUCCAGGGUGCUGCCUCGUCUGCGCUCUCCAGCGAGCAGACUACCUCAGGGCAGAGGUCAAGGUUCCACCUGGGCGAAUGGGUCUUCUUACCACAGCAAUCCAGUAGAGACCGAGUCCUUUGAGCAGCAGCAGCAGUCUUCCCAUGGUUUAGUGCUUGCACCCAAAGGAGAGCCCCGCAGGGGGAGAGGGCGAGGUGUGAGGCUGCGGGGAGGAGGGGCAGGAAAAGGCAUCAGAGGUGGUCAGAGUCAUGCAGAGUUGGAAGAGGACAGUGAGGACAGCAGCAGCAGCAGCACCAACAGCAGCAGUAGUGACGACGACGAAGAAGAAGAGAGUGGGCAGAACAGCGGGAGGGGAGGUGAUAAAGAGAACCAGCCACAGUUGAGACGGGAAGGACAGGCAGCCAAAGAAAGAGAAGAGGACGGGUUUGAGAUGGCCAACCAAAAUGGAGCAGAUGAGGAUGAAGAGGAGGAGAUGGAGCAGGAAAGUCGAACAGGGGACAGAGAUGCAACAUAUCUUAAUAAAGUCACACUCCAAAGGCCAACCAGAGCCAAACAGGACCCGUCAGCUAUUGUCCCCAAAUUAGAGGCUGUCGCCCCUCACACUGCUACUUCCACAGUACACAGCCAGCCCAGAGCCCUCCUCAGACCCCCCAUUAGAAAUCGCAGCCCCUGUCCUGAUCAGCACUCAAAUAGGCACACACCACCGCAGACUCGCAGUGGACACACUGGCACUCGCACUUCCCACUCAGAGAGACUUGAGGCCUCAAAAAGAAUGAGACUGAGCAGGCCAGCCAAACUGAACAAUGGAGCUUCCUCGUCUUCAUCUUCUGAGCUUCCCCAUCUCCGCGUCCCUCUGUCUGCCCUGCAGGAAGGAGGGGGCGAAGCAGAAAGGGGGAGUGUCGGGAAUAACCCAAGUUGUGAGAGAGAGGUGUGGGUGUCUGUCUUCCGCUACUUAAAUCGUGCAGAUCUCUGCGUCUGCAUGGCAGUCUGCAAGAACUGGUACAAAUGGUGUUUAGACAAGCGGCUUUGGGCGCGGAUUGACCUAAGCAUCAAGCGCACGGUUAGUCCUCAGGCCUUGACAGGCAUCAUAAAGAGACAGCCGGUCACACUCAACCUCUCCUGGACCAACAUCUCUAAAAAACAGCUCAGCUGGCUCAUUGACCGCCUGCCUGGGCUGAAGGAUCUGAUGCUGGCAGGUUGUUCCUGGUCCUCUGUUUCAGCUCUGUGCUCCUCUGGUUGCCCUCUACUCCGUUCACUUGAUCUGCGAUAUGCAGAUGCCGUCAAAGAUGCUCAGAUCAGGGAUCUAGUCACUCCUCCAGGCUGUGACAAUCGUAGUCAGUUGCGGUCCAUGCAGUGUUUGCGGCUAGCAGGUUUGGACAUUAGCGACUCCACUCUGCGUCUGGUGAUCCGCCACAUGCCCCAUUUAACAAAACUGGAUCUGUCCCACUGCAACAGUCUCACCGACCACUCCAUCAAUCUGCUGACUGCAGUGGGCUCGUCCACGCGAAACACACUCACAGAACUCAAUCUGGGAGGCUGCAGUAAACUGACAGAUACGUGUCUGAAGUAUCUCCGCCGCCUCUCUUGCAUCAUGCUGCUUGACCUACGAGGCUGUAAAGGUGUCUCCCGCAAGGCCUGUGAGGCGUUCAUCUCUGAGCUGUCAGUCAACACACUCUACUGCCUAUCGGAUGAAAAACUGAUCCAGCGGAUAUCCUAAGCGGCUCGCCUUCUGUCAUUGCAGACGUGAUUUGAGAUGCAAAAGCGGAGGGAGUGGAUCCUGAUGCGAAUCUGUGAAACAGAGAGAGGCAGGGAAGCUCAUGCACCUGUGCCACGUAAAGGAAGGGUGGGGUCUAAACUGGGAGGGCUCGCUGACUGGUGCUGUUGGGAGGGGUCAAAUGGCAUGUCACAGCUGGAACGAUGCUUCUUUUCAUUACAUUUUAUUUUGCCAUGUACUUAAAAAGGAAAAAAGGACUCAGGAGCUUUUUUGCUGUUCUUUUGGGACUUCGUGGUGAGUGGAGAAAACAUCUUUUUUUUUUUUUUUUUU
Molecule: messenger RNA, 4442 nt
Organism: Pundamilia nyererei
Lineage: Eukaryota; Metazoa; Chordata; Actinopteri; Cichliformes; Cichlidae
Gene: kdm2ab
Product: lysine (K)-specific demethylase 2Ab
Exons: 23
Coding region: 201-4115 (1304 amino acids)
Molecular function (GO): protein binding; zinc ion binding; DNA binding
Source: RefSeq, a predicted model, not a curated record